Microplitis mediator is the source of this 2026-nucleotide messenger RNA. RefSeq lists its product as uncharacterized. The transcript has 2 exons. The coding region runs from base 246 to 1865 and encodes 539 amino acids. Lineage: Eukaryota; Metazoa; Arthropoda; Insecta; Hymenoptera; Braconidae. The record is from RefSeq and is a predicted model, not a curated record.
UUUAUAUUUGAAUCUAUAGCGUCGUAACCGUAUUUGUUGUUUAUCAAAGUGCCAGUCUCAAAGUAACAACAAAAAAAAAACGUUAUUUAAAAGUAUAAAGGACAAUAAAUAAAAAAAAUCUCACGCAAUUAUUUAAAUAAUAAUUACACGUGUGUGUAAAAAUUAUUUUAUGUACUGGCCAGUCACUGCUGUGUAAAAUAAUUUUUCUUAGUUAAUUUUGAGGUUUAAAAAUAAAAAAAACGAAGAUGGAUAGCACAGAGUGGCGCUCAACGGACGCAAACUCCGAAUUUUGUCUAGACGACUCUAUAUCGGACACAAUAAAUUCCUCAUUUAUGUCUUCCAAUACUCAAAAGGACGGAAAUUCAAGUUUUACAUCUGAAGAAGGACUUUUAAAUGCACUGAGUAAUUUGAGCAUCGAAUCUGCUCGGAAGGUCCGUAAGUCUCAGCCACGAAGCUCUUCACAAUCAGAUGGAGAUCUAGAUCUCUCGUUUGAAGACUGCCAGGAUUUGUCAUCAAAUACACAGAUCGAUGUUUCGGUUAAUAAUACUGUCAUUCAUGAUCCAUCACUGUCAGUUGGUGGAGAAACUGAUGCUGCUGGAAAGGAAGUACCAGGCCACGUAAAUGAACAUCCAGAAACUACUCAUGAACAAUUACAGUCAGUUGGUGCAGAGACUGAUGCUGCUGGAAAGGAAGUACCAGAUAACCACCUAAAUGAACAUCCAGAAAUUAUUCAAGAGCCAUCACAACUUGACAUAGAGACUGAUGAUCAAAUAAUUGACAUUCCAACAAAUGAUAGAGAACUAGAUUCUAAUUUUCAUACUGACAAUACAACAAAACACGACACUAAUGUUCCGGACUUACAAUUAAAUGACAUUCCAAUGAAUAACGACAGCCAAAAAACUGUUCCAGGUGCUGAUGAUCAGAAAAAUAUGAAUAGAAGUAUAAAAACGGUUUUGAAUCAAUCAGCCAAGAAAAGUAAACCUGCUUCGCCAUCUUUGCUGCCUAAACCAAAGCCGCGGAAUGUCAGCAUGUCGUUGAAUCAAUCUGCAGUAAAAGACAGUGCUAAAAAAUCAUCAGUUAAACAUAUGGUCAAGACAAUUGUCGAUACUACGGAUGGCAUACAAGUAAAAGAUGAACAAAUAAAUUAUUUUGGAAUACCAGUUAUUGCUCGUAGAAAAACACGUACUCAGGUUCAGCCCUUCAGCUUUGUAGCACGAGAAAAAAAUUCAAAUACCAGUCAGAAUAUGAAGAAUAAAACUUCUGGUACGGCUGAUAAACUGGUCAAUAAAACUUUGAGUGGUACAGCUGAUAAACCGGUCAAUAAAACUUUGAGUGGUACAGCUGAUAAAGUUCUUAAUAAAACUUUAACUAAUAAAAAAGUACCAAGUGCACCGUCAAAAAUAUUAAACAAAUCUAUUGCCAGUAGAGUGUCGACUGCUACGAGCACAGCUAAACCAUCAGCUACAAAGAGUUUGAACAGCACAAGAAGUAUUACGAAAGUAAAUCAAGAAAAUAAAACGCCGAAUGUUGCUGCUGAUACUGCACCAAAGACGAAACCUAAAGUAAUAUCAAAACCAACAAUCAUGGGACCACCGAAAUUGCAUACUGACAAGAGAGCUAAAGAAAGGCACGAGUUUGAUGUCCAGAUACGUCAGAAGCAACUGGAGAUUGAUAGAAUGCGAGCGCUGUUGGAACAAAAACAACGUGAGAAGGAAAAACUUGAGGAACGGGCUCUGAGGAAAACUAUGGAACCCAAAGCUCAUCCAAUGCCGGAAUUCAAAACCCCCGCGCCUAUUCAUUCCCUUAAACCUCUGACUGAACCCCAGAGUCCCGCGACGUGGGCCAGUAAUCAUAAAAAACAAUAGCGUUAAUAAAACAUAUAUUUUAUUUUCAAUACUUUGUAAUUUUAUAAUGUCGUAAAAAUAAUCUUUAAUUGUAUGUCGCUAGAAUUUAUAAUUCCAGUUCUUUUUUUAUUAGUUGAGAAUAUUCAUCACUUGGACAAUAUUUUGUACGUAUUUUUCAAUAA